AUUGUUCCCCAGGUUUUCGCAGCAGUCUCCAUCAUGAUUUGUGUUCAUCUAUUCUUCUUUUCUUUCAGCCGUACCGUUUAAAUGGCCGGUCAUCUCAGAUGUAAAGGUGUAAAACAAUGUUGAGGACUCGUGCUUUGUUCGUCUCAGACACAAAUGGUUUCAAAACAUUACAAACGGUUUGACAUGGAUGUAGUUUAUUGUUUAUAUAAUUUAGUGAGGGCAGCGAGCUGCUGCAUGUUUGCAAAGUCGGAGAUGUCGAUUUAAUUUAUCCGUUGUGAAUUAUCUCCGUGGUGAAGGCGAGUAACUUAUUUUACACCAAACAUGGACUCCGACCGAAGGAGGGACAGCCGCAGUUGGGACUGGGACAGCCCGCAGUGCCGAGCCCAGCUGGACGAGAUCUUUUUCCGCCGACAUGACUACAUCCAGGCGGGACGGCCGGAGCACAAAGAGUUCUGGUCUUUUUUUGACCGCUUCCAACGGUUUAAAACCAAGAGGGACAUGUCUGGGGCAGGAGCGAAGAGGGACAGCGAAGACGGGAGAAAGACUGGCGCAGGAAAGGUAGACCUCGGCCUUCCGAAAGACUACGACGCUCGUUACCGCAUCAACGUGUCCGUGUGCACCAGGGAUGUGGAGGAGCGCCUUGGGACGUCGGAGCACAGAGGUAGGGAGAGACCCUCGGGUCCGGGCAGUCAGGAGAUCUCCGACUGCCGCCUGGCUCUCCUGCAUUUCCUGGACUUCAACCAGAGACAGAGUUUUGGAAAGCUGGCCAAGCUCCGCCGGGAGCAGAAGAACCUGCCCAUCUUCCAGUACCGGGACAGGAUAGUGGAGCUGGUGCGACUCCACCCGGUGGUCGUGGUGGCAGGGGACACGGGCUGUGGGAAGUCCACCCAAGUACCCCAGUAUCUUCUCUCGGCUGGCUUCAACCACAUCGCCUGCACUCAGCCUCGACGUAUCGCCUGUAUAUCCCUCGCGAAGAGGGUCAGCUUUGAGAGUCUCAAUCAGUACGGCUCCAAGGUGGGGUACCAGAUCCGCUUUGAGACAACCCGGACCCCGUCCACCAAACUCCUGUUCCUGACUGAGGGGCUGCUGCUCCGACAGAUCCAGCAGGACAGGACCCUCUCUCAGUACCAGGUGUUGAUCGUGGACGAGGUCCACGAGAGGCACCUCCACUGUGACUUCCUUCUUGGGGUCCUGCGCUCCCUGCUGUCGGACCAACCAGACCUGCGUCUCAUCCUCAUGUCGGCCACCAUCAACAUCAAACUUUUCUCUGACUAUUUCAGAGGUGCUCCUGUGCUGCAGGUACCAGGCCGGCUGUUCCCUAUACAGGUGAUAUACCAGCCCAUUCCGAAUGAGGAGCAGGCCUCGCGCUCAGAGAAACUGGAUCCCAGACCCUACCUGCGCAUCCUGCAGGGCAUUGAUCAGCGCUACCCUCCCGAGGAGCGUGGUGACCUGCUGCUCUUCCUCAGCGGUGUGGCGGAGAUCUCCACCAUCCAGGAGGCCUGUCAGGUUUAUGCCACGCACACGCGUCGCUGGAUUGUCUUGCCACUACACAGCACACUCUCUCUGGCCCAGCAGGAUAAGGUGUUUGACAUUUCUCCUCCGGCAGUGAGAAAGUGCAUCAUCUCUACCAAUAUUGCUGAGACUUCAGUUACAAUAGAUGGAGUACGCUUUGUUGUAGACUCAGGGAAGGUAAAGGAGAUGAGUUUUGAUCCAAAGGCCAAGAUGCAACGUCUGCAGGAGUUCUGGAUCAGCCGAGCCAGCUCUGAGCAGAGGAAAGGUCGCGCUGGUCGCACCGGUCCAGGAGUGUGUUACCGCUUGUACGCCGAGUCCGAUUACGAUGCCUUUGCACCUUAUCCGGUGCCUGAAAUCCACAGAGUGGCUCUGGACUCCCUCAUUCUUCAGAUGAAGAGCAUGUCUCUUGGAGAUCCUCUUUCUUUUGUCUUCAUCGAUCCACCUCCAGCUGCUAGUAUCCAGACUGCAAUUACUUAUCUGAAAGAGCAGGGAGCGCUGGACAGUCGCUCUGAACUGACCUCGAUUGGUAAUUUGCUGGCACAGCUGCCUGUGGAUGUGGUCAUCGGGAAGAUGCUGGUGCUGGGCUCCUUGUUUAAACUGGUGGAUCCCGUGAUGACAGUAGCAGCAGCCCUCAGUGUUCAGUCGCCUUUCCUGCGCAGCGCACAGCACAACCCAGACUGUGCCACUGCAUGCCAGCCCCUGCAAAGCAACCACGGGGACCCCUUUACCCUGCUCAACACCUUCAAUGCCUGGGUGGAGGUGAAGGGAGAGAGAGGUGGUGGCUCCAGGAAGUGGUGCAGGAGGAGAGGCCUGGAGGAGCAGCGUCUCUAUGAGAUGGUCAACCUACGCAGACAGUUCAAGGACUUGCUGAAGAGCCACGGCCUGCUGGAAACGGAGAGCAGCACUCCCUCUGGUGGUGACCGCGGGCAGCGUAGGCAAAGGCUAACGGAGAGGAAGAAGCUGCAUCAGCUAAAAAGAGAUCAUGAGCAGCAGGAGAGUGGCAGACGUAAAGUCCUGAGGAUGGAUGAGGGCCAGGACGGAGAGUUCUCCUCAGGAUCAGACGCAGAGGGAGCCGGCAAAGGCCAGAAGGACAAGGGGGCAUCUGGACAGAACUUGGACAUACAGGAUGUGAAGUUCAAGUUGCGUCACAACGUGUCAGAGCUGCGGGAGGCGGCCAGCGUCAGUCAGGACAUGUCCUCCCGCCAGCAGGUUUUGCUCAAGCUGCUGCUUUGCCGCGGCCUCUACCCUCAGCUGGCACUGCCCGAUGAACACAACUCCACCCGCAAGGACUCCGAGCAGGUGUUUCACACAAGGAAUAAGCAGGGAGUGGUGAUCCACCCGACUAGCGUGUUUGCCAGCGACCCAGAGGUGUUGCAAGUGCCUGAGGAUGACACCAGGGAAAUUGGGCCUGACAGGCGGGACAGCAGCAGACACCAGCUGCUGGCCUUCGUCACUCUGUUGGAGACCAACAAGCCAUAUUUGUCCAACUGCGUGCGGGUUCCAGCGCUGCAAGCUCUGCUGCUGGUAGCAAACUCCGUGGACAGCAACGCCGACUGUACGCGCCUGGUGGUGGACGGCUGGCUGGAGCUGGAGCUGAGGGAGCCCGAGGAGGCCCUGAAGGUGCUGUCCACAGCUCUUACACUCCGGGGUGAGUGGGAGCGUCUCCUGUUGGCCCAGCUGAAACAGAGCACAAUGGAGGGACCUGCAGUCCUGGGGGUGUCCCGCAAAGUCAUGGAGAAGCUGAGUGAAGGCCUGGUCCGCUUCCUGCUCUACACUGAGAUAACUUACAGCCUACGGCGACUCACAGCUUUCCAGACGCAGAACCUGUACAUCGGCCCUCAGUCUCAGUCCGAGCUGUCUCACACCAAAGCUCGAGACGUCAACCCACUGUUUCCAGGAGUCGAGGCCAAGCCGGACCCCAUUAAAGGAGGCCUGCGUGUCACCAGCUUCUUCAACUACAACUGUCUGGUUGACUCAAAGGAUCUCUACAGUGAGUGUUUACGCACUUUCUGGAGCUGUCCUAACUGUGACCUCUACAUGCCUCUGACUCCUCUGGAACGCAUGCAGCACGAGGCCUCCUGCAGGCCAGCGGGAGAACAGCAGCAGCCGGAGGAAGAGCCAGAAGGUGGAAAGGCGGUCUCCUCCUCAGUGCCCAGUCUCACCAGAGUUUAUCACUGUGACGUCUGUGAUGAAGACCUGACCCUCACCUCCACUGAGAUCCUCAAACACAAAAGGCAGCACAUGUUUUCUGCUAAGUAACUGACUUCAGCAUCUGAAGAGCAACAGCUGCUCACAACUUGUCUGUUCUGUUCUGUUGAGAACUUAUUGGAGUUCAUGGAAUGAGGUUGUUAUACAUUUGUACUUGAAGAAUGUUAUUAAAGUGCUAUUACUUUUUU
Molecule: messenger RNA, 3908 nt
Organism: Cyclopterus lumpus (lumpfish)
Lineage: Eukaryota; Metazoa; Chordata; Actinopteri; Perciformes; Cyclopteridae
Gene: dhx34
Product: DEAH (Asp-Glu-Ala-His) box polypeptide 34
Exons: 16
Coding region: 322-3771 (1149 amino acids)
Biological process (GO): nuclear-transcribed mRNA catabolic process, nonsense-mediated decay
Cellular component (GO): intracellular anatomical structure
Molecular function (GO): ATP binding; RNA binding
Source: RefSeq, a predicted model, not a curated record